This is a messenger RNA of Bicyclus anynana (squinting bush brown), 4364 nucleotides long. RefSeq names its product peroxisomal membrane protein PEX14 (gene Pex14). The transcript has 5 exons. Gene Ontology annotation, biological process: protein import into peroxisome matrix, docking. Gene Ontology annotation, cellular component: peroxisomal importomer complex; peroxisomal membrane. The record is from RefSeq and is a predicted model, not a curated record. Bases 194 to 943 code for a protein of 249 amino acids. Gene Ontology annotation, molecular function: signaling receptor binding. NCBI's taxonomy places the organism in Eukaryota, Metazoa, Arthropoda, Insecta, Lepidoptera, Nymphalidae.
UUGAUUAUUUGUGAUUUAUGGUUUGUGGUUCCUUUUGUGUUCACGUUUUUAUUUUAAAUAAUAAUUAGAAAUUUAAUUAUACGAAGUGAAUAUUAUUUUUAUAGGAUUUUUUCCAUAUUCGUUAUAUAAUAAUUACACAUUCAUUGUGCAAACUGUGUAGUGCUUCCGUGAAUCGAGAACAUUUUAAUUGAAAAUGGCAUCGGAAAUUCUAACUUCGCCAGGGACGGAAAUUAGAGAGAAUUUGUUUCAGGUAACCACAGCAAUCAAGUUCCUAUCAAACCCCAGCGUCCAGCGGUGUACGAUGGAGAGCAAGGAGCGGUUCCUACGCAGCAAAGGACUCUCCGACGCAGAGAUCCAUAGAGCCAUAGAGAAAUGUGGCGAAGUACUCGACGUCCCAUCACUAGCGUCCGAACUGAUGUUGUUCAAUCAUUCGAGGCGAUCCUGGUUCAGAGAGAGGAUAUUACCACUUAUUGUUUAUGGUGGAUUUAUAUAUGGCUGCUAUUGGUUUUAUAAGAAUUGCAUACGUCACCUUCUAUUCGUGGAGCCGCCGAAACGAAAGACCUCGAUAGAGUGCAUGGACGAAAUAAGGAAGUGUUUGGAUGUGAUGAACGCGAGCAUCACUUCCCUGCGCGGCGAGGUCCAGGCGUGCGUGAAGCAGAGCGCGCUGCGGACGCAACUGGACGCGUUGAAGGACGACAUUGCGUCCGUCAAAGGAAUUAUGCUCAAUAGAAACCAAUUCCCAGCACUGAAGACGAGAACGGAGCCACCUUCCAUACCGGCGUGGCAGCGGCAGUCAGAAGAGGCCACGUCCACAGAAGUCGCAGAAGAGAAGAAGAAGCCACACAGAAGUAGGAGCCAGCGCUCGGAGUCCGGCGGCUCCAACUCCAGCGAGGGAGAGCAGGCCACCAAGAACAGUGACAGCAGUUUGGAGAUCAUAACAUAAAACUCCUCGCGUCGCGUACAAAACUCGGCUACUGCACACUGGUGUUAAUUGUUGGACGAUAUUAAUUUUUAUGGUUGUUUUGUUUUAAUAGUUAGUUAUUAUCAAAUUGUGUGCUAUUUUUAUUUUUAACUUGCCUUACCUAAUUACCUUGUUAAUGUGAAACUUGUUUAGGUUUUGUAGAAGUUAAUUAGUGUCUAAUUAAUUCAGAGAACUUUAUACAAUUAAAUACAAAUUUUGGUACCUAUUUCAAAAAGUAGAUUUUUGCAAUCAGUUACUUAGCUACUUACAGUUUUGUGGAAUGACAAAAUACGUCAUUUAAAAAAACGUUGAAAGAAAUAUUGGGUUCCUUCCUUACAUGCAAAGUGAGGAUGAAUUUUUUAUCAUCGAUCCUAUGGUGUGAGUUAUCGGUAUUUUAGUGCAUUACAUAAGGGAUUAAAGUGCGUAACUUACUUAAUGUACGGAACCCUACCCUGCGCGUAGCCCGACACGCACUUGGCUGUUUUUUCUCUCUGAAUCUUUAUAUAGUAUCGACAUUCGAGCAGGGAAAGAUAAAGGAGGAUCCAUUGAAAUCGGUCCAGCCGUUCCAUUCCAUUUAUUAGCCCGGACAAACAGACAGACAAUAUUUUUAAAAAAGCUUGCUUGUGUUUUGGUAUCAUGUAAAUACACUGUUGUAUUGAAAUAACAAACCAGCACUUUAGUUUUAUUUAUAUUUAUUGAUUAUGGAUAUCACUCACAAUAGUUUAAAGGAGGAUGGCGAAAGUGGGAGUCACACUCAGAAGUGUGGUACACUCAUACAUUUGUGUUAAUUAAAACCAUUAUUUUAUAAGAUGCUUGUAAAAAAAAUAUUCAGAUUUUACAGAACGGGAAUCAAGAAUACUUCUAUACUUAGCAUAGUUAAAUUGUUCUACUUGUUGCCUGAGACCGAAACACCUAGUCGUAUUUAUAAAGCAAUCACGCAGUUGUUUUUCAGUAUAAAAUUCACAUUUAUUCGUAUGCAUAGAUAGGUUACCUUCUAAUUUUAAGGUAUAUCUUUUUUCUACCUGCUUUUCAAGAUUGGUUACCAUUUGCUUUUUUCUUAGUUUAAUCACGAUUGACUACUAUUAAUGGGUUUCCAUUAUGUACGCUACUUCUAUCUGCUAGUCCCAAAAUACAUGCAACCUCCAAAAUACAUCCAUUCUCCUUUUAAUAUAACUUAAACAAGUUUCACUUUUGCUGGCUGUAGACCUGUAGUUUUAACUAUACAGUUUUAUCUGAUGAUAUAUCGAUUAAAUAGAUAGUUAAACUGAACAGUAAAGUUUUUAGUUUUUCUUACGUACAGUUGAAAAACUCUGAUCUGUAGCCCGUAAUAUACUGCGUGAUGUUAUUAUAUAGAGCAGAGGUAAAGAGAAAUGUCUUUAAUUCGGGGAAACCGGUACUAUAUCUAUGGCUAUAUCGCUUGUUGGCACGUCUUUGCCGGUAGGGUGGUCACUAGUUACGACCGAUGCCUAACACCAGACCAGACCUCAGCCAAUUUAGAAAAUAAAAUUCUGAAUUGCCCCGAGCUUGGAAUAGAAUCCAGAACCUUUCAAUUGAACUAUUACUACUGCGCCAGACAGGUCAAACUUGCACUUACUAUAUAGAUUUGUCAUUACCACUGCCCAUCGUGAGUGCGAGUAUUUUAAUCAAUAUUAUUUUAUUAUGUUCCUACAAAGACAGGUAUGCUUGACAGCUUUUAGACGAAAAUAUAUACCGAUUUCCGACAUAUUUCUUCAAUGAAUUUGUCUAAAAAACAAUAUCCCAUUAAACCUAAUUUAGAUUAAAGAAUGUAGUUUGUAAAUAGAGUGAUUUUAGUCUUCUUCUAAUAGCGAUUUUAUUAUUUGAAUGAAUACAAAAAUAAUGUAUAUAUAUACUGAUUAUUUACACUCUGGGCAAAGAGAAGAAGAGAUUUAUGAAUAUAUAUUAAUGAGGUCGAUAAUACAUUAUUCAUUGAAUUAAAACAUAAUAAUAUGUAAAAUAAAAUAAUUUUGACUUUCAUAUAAUAAAAUAUUCUAGAAAAAGAUAUUAUUGAUAUUUUUUAGAUUCAAAUGUCAUAUUUUUUAAAUUAAAUUGUCAGAAUUUUAUUUUAUAUUUAUUAUGAAGUCACAUAAUUACAGUAGAUUAUAUACAUGGUGCGGGUGACAGUUGCCUUAUUACGUUCACAAUACGUACUAAUAUCGUGAAUCGCGACAAAAUUUCAAGAGUGAAACGAACUGUCACCCGUACCAUGCUAUAGCGCACGAACUGUAGUAAAAUAAAACCAAACUUAUUAUAUUUUUACUAUCUGUAUUAUUCGUAUUUGUUAAUUCAAGUUUAUUUUACUGACGAAAUGGUUUUUCGCCAUAGAAAAGUACAAACACUUCAAAAAUAUAUGGCUAGUAGGCUCUUCGAUUUUAUAAUUAUUUUUAUUUCAUAGUCCAAGAGCCUGACAUGUUUAAGUUAAUUUGUCGAUAAGCCAGUUUUCUGUCUUGCAUGAAAUGUGUUGAAAAUAUAUUUUAUUUAUAUUUAAAUAUUCUUAAUGUUUUGACGAAAAAUGUCUUCAAUAUCAUAUUGGGUUCUUCCAUAUUUUUUAGUAAUAUUUUUAAGAAUGAAUGUACAAUGACAAUCGUUAGAUAAUAUUAUAUACAUAUAAUAUGUAUAUAAAUAGUUAUUAUAAUAUGUAGUAACUUGGUAUUAAUUUAUUGGGUUUUUUUUGUUUGUAUCCAUUUAUGGGUAAAGUUGAUGGAUUUUUUUAUUAUAUAAAUAUGUGUAUGUGUGGAAUGAUAAAAUAAUAAUGUUAUUAAUGACGCGCAAGAUGGUGGUGAAGGAGAGUUAGCAAUCAAAAGUUAACUUGUUGAAAAAUAAAAAUGACAUAUGUGUUAGUGUGAAGAAGAUGAAAUUACUGUGUUCAUUUUGUGGGAGUAAGGGCCUGUUCACACCGCAUUUUUAAACGCGCCGUUGACGCGCGUUUUUAAACGCGCCGUUGACGCGCGUUUUAGAAACAUGCGUCGAUGGCGCGUUUUUAUCCUAUACAGAGCAGUUUCAGAGGGCCUAGUGGCAGUUUGAUACUGUUACUGUCACGUAACGUAAACGCGAAUUUCUAAGGAAUUGAAACAGCGCCAUCUAGUGGCACUCCUUCACAACUGUUUCAAUUCAAUAUAAAUUUGCGUUUACAUCAACGUGAUAGUAACAGUAUGAAAAUAUUACACACAGAGCAGUUUCAGGUCGUCUGUAUACACACGCGCGUUAUCAUCGACGGCGCGUUUAAAAACGUGGUGUGCACAGACCCUAAAUUGUCCCGGGCGCGAUGUUAUUUAGAUUUUAACAUGUAAGAAGGUUGUAAAUGUACAGCAUUCCAAAAUCGUAUAUGUAUUAUAUUAAUUUGAAUUAACUGUGGGUGAUAAAUAAACCAAUGAUAACAAUACUA